Molecule: messenger RNA, 827 nt
Organism: Schistosoma mattheei
Lineage: Eukaryota; Metazoa; Platyhelminthes; Trematoda; Strigeidida; Schistosomatidae
Source: the annotation of a GenBank genome assembly
GGGAAAAUGAUAAUCUAAAAGCAAAGGAAGAAAGGAAUGUACACAAGUAACAGUAGUCACGAGAGAUAAGCAAGUAAAACCCUGAACCCCAGAUGUAUUUAUGGCACUUAAAAAAAUGUAGUUGAAAAAAAUAGAACUGAACGUGUUGAAAACUUGGAAACUUAAAAAUAUUGUUUUGUGCUCGAAUGGGCUAUCUGUCUUCAAGGUCAGGAGUGUGAUUUGCAUCCUCAUAAAACUAUACUUCACGGACGAGCCAGUCAAAAUCGCGAAUGUGAAAUUCAAUUUUAACUGAAAAUGACCUCGUUUGAUGCCGAAAAAUCUGUAACUGAUCCGAAUAUCGAGAUACAAUGGGCUGAACAUUGUUUCCGUGAUGCAGAAGAUUAUUUUCGCUUACUUUGUUCAGUCUCUGACCCCUCACAAUUAAGACUGACUGCCAUAGAUGAUUUCAUAUACGACAAAUUUAUGGGAGAGUUUAGUGAUAUACAAUUAGACGUUAUUUCUGAAGAUUCUUUGAAAUCGGAGCAAUCAAAAGCAAAAUGGCGACCAUUUUGCAAUGAGUUUGAAAGGAAAAUUGAAGAUUUCAACUUCGGUACUUUAUUGAGACUUGAUGCCUCAAAAGGAUACUGUCCAGAAAACACCUGCAUCGUUCCUAGAAUACAGUUCCUUGCCUUAGAAAUCGCACGUAACCGCCUUGGGAUCAAUAACACUGAGAAGCUCAGACAAAUACAGGGAUAAAUUUGUACAUAUCUUGUAUAUUUUUUCCAUAAAACUUUGUAAUUGGCCUUGUUUAAAGACUUUAUUGGGAUUUUAAAGAUGAUGAAUCGAAG